AUGGUUUGUUUCGAAUGCGGUUUAUACGGCCAUCGCCAAGAUCAUUGUAGCAAGGAAGGUCCCAGUACCGCAACUGUCCAGACGACAAGCGAUAAGGAAACAGGUUCGCAGAACAGCCCGGCGAUAAUUAAACAAGGACCUCCUGGCAAAUAUGGAGCAUGGAUGUUGGUGACGAGGAAAGAUCGUAGGAAUUUCAACAGGAACAAGAACUUUGCAGCCCCAGGAGACCAAAGAAAUGAUCAACAACCCGCAACCAAGGGUAAAGAGCCAGUUGUGGAAGACAUUGUCACUCAAUCCAGAUUCUCGUCUCUUGCGGAUUUAGAGGAAAACCACCAGACCGUACCAACUGUUCAGCCCGCGAUACAGACAUCGUACUCCCAUCCUCAAACCUCACCAAGGAUCAGAAGGAACGAUCCAUCAUCCCGUAACUUGACGGAUCGCACUCAGCCUAUUGAACAAGAUUCUCAACAUCCCUUCCAGUUUCAUUCUCUGCCCAGAAUUAGGACAACGGCCAGACUGGUGUCUAAUGAGACUGACCAGAUAGGCAUGCCAUCACAGCAGAGACCAAGAGCCCUAACAUCAACACCUCGGUACCCAAGGCAAGGAACUCGUGGGGGAUUCAGGGGUCGAGGUGGCAGAGGUGCCACUCCCAAUCAAGCGGCAGCAGAAAGAGAACACACGGUGGUCCAUGGAACGUAUGAAGGGAGAAGCAUUUCAACAACAACUGUUUACCAUGAUGAAGGAACCUCCUCAACAGUGGCAGAACUUGAAAACAACUUCAAACAAAAUCCCCCAGACACGGAUCCGUUACUGUCUACCUCCAGAGAGCCUCCUGAUAUAUCCAUGAGUGAUAUGGACCGUGUUGCUGGCCAAGAUGGCCAUUCUGAUAUAAUGCUGUCAUAUGGAAUUGCCAGGGUGCAGCUUCAAGGAAGCUUCGAUGAGUGGUUUCGAAUCGAAGCAGUAGGCUUUUCUGGAAGAAUUUGGGUUCUUUGGAAGAACUCCCUCUCAAUUGAGAUCUUAUAUACUCACCCUCAAUUUGCUCUUUUACAGGUUAAAGAAACAUCUACCCAAAUAUGGACACUUGCGGUGGUUUAUGGAAGUCCAAACCACACUCUACGCAGAAGACUUUUUGCUGAUCUCACAGCUGAAGCAUUAGAACUUAGAGGACCUUGGCUCGCUGCUGGAGAUUUUAACUCAGUGACAUACUAUGAGGAAACCACCAAUCCUGCUAGUUACUCCCAAGCUAGGUGUUCAGAUUUCAAUAAGUGGAUCUUUCAAGAAGGCCUGAUUGACCUAGGUUUUGAAGGCCCCCAAUAUACAUGGAUGAGAGGAAAUAGCCCAGAAACAUUCAGGGCAGCUCGCCUCGAUAGAGCAUUAAGUAACAUUGAUUGGAAGCUGGAUUUUCCGAACGCUACAGAGAAGCAUCUACCAAUAAUCGGUUCAGAUCAUGCCCCUCUCCUCAUCAACACAGACAAAGUUGCGCAAGUAUUUAGAACUAAGACCUUCAGGUUCAAUAUGGCAUGGACAACACACAAUGACUUCAAUAAACUAGUUGCACAAAACUGGAAUAAUGAUCUAGAUUUAUCCACCGACAACCAGAAUAUGGCAGAAGCACUAUAUAAGUGGAAUAGGGAGUCCUUUGGCAAUAUCCACCAAAGGAAAAAACGCCUCUUAGCUAGAAUUGAAGGAGUACAACGAAAUCUGGCCAGACAUAAUCGGGCUGAUUUACUACGAUUGGAGAAGAAUUUACGCGGAGAAUUAGAUGAGGUGCUAUAUCAAGAAGAGCUACUUUGGUUUCAGAGAUCAAGAGAAUAA
Molecule: messenger RNA, 1815 nt
Organism: Ipomoea nil (Japanese morning glory)
Lineage: Eukaryota; Viridiplantae; Streptophyta; Magnoliopsida; Solanales; Convolvulaceae
Exons: 3
Coding region: 1-1815 (604 amino acids)
Molecular function (GO): zinc ion binding; catalytic activity; nucleic acid binding
Source: RefSeq, a predicted model, not a curated record